UCAAGAUCCACCUAUUCACCCCCUCUGGACUAAUCGUGUUCACCUGUUCUCAUGUCCCGUUUGCUCUGUUGUGGAUCUCUGGUUUUGGACUGUUUUUGGAUUUCCCCCUUUGUAAAACUGGCCUCAUCUGUGAGCAUCUGGUCCAGCCAACAGACAUUACACAGACUCCUACCCUCACAUGGGGCACUACACGUGAAAGUGUCUACCUUGGAUGGCUCUCUUCUCAACUGCUCAAUGAACUGCAACAGGCUGCUCUCACCGACCGGCAAGACGAAGCACAUUUAUCUCGACCAAGUCCAAUCAGGAAAUCCUCAGCAGGCUGUAAGAAGAUACAGAAAGAUUUUGCAGCAGUACAAGAGGGGGAAAAAUCUUCAUGCUGCCUACAAGGCCGUUGGUGUAGAUAGAAACACUGUAGUGGCCAAUGCUCCCAUUGCAGAGCUUGCUAUUGUGGCACCUCAAGAGUACAGUAAGCUGUUGGAAAGUUACUCACGACAAGAGAAAUUGCAAGUGUUUGCAAAGAAGUGCAUGGAUAUUUUAAACAAUGAUGUACAGCUGUUGACCACUGUGGAAAUGUACAAAAAGAAAAACAAAUUUUUACCUUUAAUGAAAAGAAAAUAAGA
Messenger RNA from Pygocentrus nattereri (red-bellied piranha), 620 nucleotides. Its product is annotated as coiled-coil domain-containing protein 106-like. The transcript has 4 exons. Gene Ontology annotation, cellular component: nucleoplasm. The coding region runs from base 52 to 618 and encodes 188 amino acids. NCBI's taxonomy places the organism in Eukaryota, Metazoa, Chordata, Actinopteri, Characiformes, Serrasalmidae. The record is from RefSeq and is a predicted model, not a curated record.